AGAGAGAGAGAGACGAGCAAGAAGCUGACAAAUUGUCUUUUUGUGGUGUCGGCUGAGCAGUGCGCACGCAGUCCCGGAGCUUGAAGAAAAGAACCAAGAAGACAAAAAGUUGGAUCGUAGCCGGCAGCUGUCAGCAUGUCGGGGAACAACAAGGAGGCCGACGGCGGCUGGAGGAAAUUUGUGUGGAAUUCGGAGAAGAAAGAGUUUCUGGGUCGAACCGGCGGCAGUUGGUUCAAAAUCCUCCUGUUCUAUGUCAUCUUCUACGGAUUCUUGGCCGCCAUCUUCGUGGGGACCAUCCAGGUGAUGCUGCUCACCUUGAGCAACACCAAGCCCACCUACCAGGACCGAGUGGCGCCCCCAGGUCUGUCACACUUCCCACGCUCUGAGAAGUUGGAGAUCUCCUUCAGCAUGAGCGACCCCAAGUCCUACGAGAAGUACGUGGACACCAUGGCCACCUUCCUCAAACUGUACAACGACGACAUCCAGGCCGACACCCAGAAGUUUGAAGACUGUGAAGACGACUCUUCCUACAAGGAGCGCAGCUUGGAGAGUGAGGUGCGCAAAGCCUGCCGCUUCAGGAAGACCAAUCUGGACGUCUGCUCUGGCGAUGUGGACCCCUCCUUCGGCUUCAGCGAGGGGAAGCCGUGCAUCAUCACCAAGCUCAACAGGAUCGUCAACUUCAGGCCCAAACUUCCAUCCACCAAGGAUCUCCCCGAGUCUCUGGCCAACAGAACGCAGCAACCCAACGCCAUCCCCAUCUUCUGCACCAACAAGAAAGAGGAGGACGCGGGCAAGGUGGGUGAGAUCAGCUACCUGGGCUUCGACGGCCACUUCCCUCUGCGCUACUACCCGUACUACGGCAAGCAGCUGCACCCCCAGUACCUGCAGCCCCUGGUGGCCAUCAAGUUCCUCAACCUCACCCUCAACCAGGAGGUGCGCGUGGAGUGCAAGGCGUACGGCGCCAACAUCAAGUACAGCGAGAAGGACCGCUACCAAGGACGCUUUGACAUCAAGCUCACCAUCAAGUCGUGACCUCAGCCCUGAUCAGCGCGCUGGCGCUUUAAACACAACCACAAAAAAAAAAAAAAGCAAGUCCGAUAUAGAACCAAUUGAUAUUAGCGCGGCCACCAUACUCCACUUAAAUCCGUGUGCUUCACUCGUCUGUGCGUCCAGUAGCAAUAGCAACAUAUUUAUUCUACUCUACAUGAACCAGCCAUGGAAAACUGCAAUUCCAUUACUACUGACGUGUUUGUGUCUUGUAAUUUCUCCCGUCUCGUUGGCUUUUAGUGUGCGUGUGUGUUAAAUGUGCUCCCGACUAACUGAAAUACGAGCGUGGUACCCGAGACCUCCUGACAGCAUCAGGUGGACCGUGGAAGGAUCCCAUCACUUCUUUUUUGUAGCUUUCUAGCGGAGUCGACGCGGCCUCUCAAUGUUUUAGCCACGUUCACGGUGGAAGAGUUUUAUAUUUAUGCAGUUGUACAUUUUAUUUGUUGUUUUCAAAUGUUUCAAUCCGAUACCAAAGUGGAAAGAAUAUCCGAGGUGUGAAAAUAAUUCCAUGUUGGGGAGAAAAACAACACUUUGUCAGGAGUCUUCUGGUCACUUUAUUUCAUCUGGCUGAAACAAUAAAAGGUCAAAAAGGU
Entelurus aequoreus (snake pipefish) is the source of this 1640-nucleotide messenger RNA. RefSeq names its product ATPase Na+/K+ transporting subunit beta 1a (gene atp1b1a). Gene Ontology annotation, biological process: intracellular sodium ion homeostasis; sodium ion export across plasma membrane; potassium ion import across plasma membrane. The record is from RefSeq and is a predicted model, not a curated record. Gene Ontology annotation, cellular component: sodium:potassium-exchanging ATPase complex. The transcript is spliced from 6 exons. Bases 136 to 1032 code for a protein of 298 amino acids. Gene Ontology annotation, molecular function: ATPase activator activity. NCBI's taxonomy places the organism in Eukaryota, Metazoa, Chordata, Actinopteri, Syngnathiformes, Syngnathidae.